Molecule: messenger RNA, 201 nt
Organism: Mesorhabditis belari
Lineage: Eukaryota; Metazoa; Nematoda; Chromadorea; Rhabditida; Rhabditidae
Source: the annotation of a GenBank genome assembly
AUGAUCAUCCCGAUUCGGUGCUUUACGUGCGGAAAAGUGAUUGGGAACAAAUGGGAAGCAUAUCUUGGUCUACUUCAAUCAGAAUACACGGAAGGUGAUGCACUCGAUGCACUCAAUUUGAGGAGAUACUGUUGUCGAAGGAUGCUUCUCGCUCACGUCGAUCUCAUCGAAAAACUCCUCAAUUAUCAUCCACUCGAGAAG